CCUGUUCGCUCACCUGUGCCCUCUUCUCUCUUGUUCAGGACACAGAAGUUUUGAACACCGCCAUUCUCACAGGAAAGCCUGUCUCGGUUCCCGUCAAGGUCGUGGGGGUUCAAGAAGACGGAUCCGUAGUGGACGUGUUGGAGGCUGUAGAAUGCAGGUCGGCUGAUGAAGAUGUCGUGAAGGUCUCCAACACCUGUGAUUCUAUCUUUGUGAAUGGGAAGGAGAUGAAGAGUAAAGUGGGCACCAUCGUGAACUUCACCCACCAGCACUUCACCUCCCAGGUGGAGAUCACCGUCUGGGUGCCCCGCCUGCCGCUGCAGAUAGAGAUCUCAGACACGGAGCUGAGCCAGAUCAAGGGCUGGAGGAUCCCGGUGGCCGCCAACAGGAGGCCCACCCGGGAGAGUGAUGAUGAGGAAGAUGAGGAGAAGAAAGGGCGAGGGUGCACUCUGCAGUACCAGCAUGCCCUGGUGCGGGUUCUCACUCAGUUUGUAACCGAGUCACCUGACCUGGGUCAGCUGACCUACAUGCUGGGUCCCGACUGGCAGUUUGACAUCACCGACCUUGUGACCGAGUUUGUGAAGGUGGAGGAACCAAAAAUUGCCGAGUUACAGGAUGGCAGGAUCCUGGCAGGGCGGGAGCCGGGCAUCACUACUGUGCAGGUCCUCUCACCUCUUUCUGACUCCAUCCUGGCUGAGAAGACAGUUAUUGUCCUGGAUGACCGUGUCACCAUCACAGAGCUGGGUGUGCAACUGGUGGCUGGCCUGUCCCUUUCCCUGCAGCCUCACAAGGCAGACAAGAGGGCCAUCGUCUCUACAGUGGCUGCUCAGGAUGUGCUCCAAGCCCCACAGCAGGAGGCCAUCGUCAGUUCCUGGAUUUUGUUCAGCGAUGGCUCAGUGACACCUUUAGACAUUUACGAUCCCAAGGAUUUCUCAAUGACCGUUUCCUCCUUGGACGAAAUGGUGGUAUCCGUCCAGCCAAACCUUCAGACCAGAUGGCCAAUCGUCGUUGCUGAGGGUGAAGGACAGGGUCCCCUAAUCAAGCUAGAAAUGUCGAUCAGUGAAUCUUGUCAGAAGAACAAGAGGAAGAGUACUCUCGCCGUGGGUAAAGGAAACGUCAAGGUCAGAUUUGAACCUGGGAUGCACGGGCACCAAGGAGGUGGCAAUGAUAUCGAAGGCGUAAACCGGGAAUACAAAGGCCACCUCAGCAACUCCAUAGAGCGCGAGGGAAGCCAGGAGCGAGCAGCCCAGGAGUGGUCCCAACACGGCGCCCCAGUUGGCCACGAGGACAGGACCAACAAAAGCACAACCCCACAGUCUCCUAUGGGAGGAAAGCUACUCAAAGGUGGGGCAGAUGCCUUCACAAGCUUCCCCACUCAAGGGAAGUUACCAGAACCCAAUAACCCUGGUGACCUCACGAUGACCUCCAGGGGGUUAACGGAUUUGGAGAUUGGCAUGUAUGCCCUGCUCUGUGUCUUCUGUCUGGCCAUCUUGGUCUUCCUGAUCAACUGCGUGGCCUUUGCUUGGAAGUAUAGACACAAAAGGUUUGCAGUAAGUGAGCAAGGCAACAUCCCCCAUUCCCACGACUGGGUGUGGCUUGGGAAUGAGGUAGAACUUCUGGAGAACCCCGUGGACAUCACUCUCCCCUCGGAGGAGUGCACAACCAUGAUUGACAGGGGCCUGCAGUUCGAGGAGAGGAACUUCCUGCUGAAUGGCAAUUCCCAGAAGACUUUUCAUAGUCAGCUGCUUAGGCCUCCUGACUAUGUGUACGAGAAAGAGCUGAAAAACGAACCUAUGGGUUCCUCCGGCCCAAAGAGGAAGAGAGUCAAGUUUACUUCCUACACCACCAUCCUCCCUGAGGAUGGGGGCCCGUACACCAACUCCAUCCUGUUUGACAGCGAUGACAGCAUCAAGUGGGUCUGCCAGGAUAUGGGGCUGGGGGACUCACAGGACUUCAGAGACUAUAUGGAAAGACUGCAGGACCAGAUGUAAAGUCCUUUCUUAAGUUCGUAUUCACCUUUAUGCCUUCUGUUUUCUGAACGGUGGAGCAGUGAGUCUGAUCAGCAAUAGGGGGUGACUCAACAAAGUGUCAGGGUAGGGGUCUGGAGGGAUCCCUCUCUAAGUGGGUAUCAGCCGUCUGGAGAGCUGGGUGAUGUCUGCAAAACAGUAGCUCCCAGGGAUGGGAGGCAUUCAGAGGCAGCAGCCUAGCAGUAGACACGACCCCACAGACACUGUUGGUCACCUCAUGACCAAUGGCCGUGUGUAAUUAGGGAUGUUCCGGAUGGUGAUUUUUCUAUUCCUAGCCCUUUUAAAGCACAGUGGACACUCAUUGCGCGUGGCCUGAGUUCGGAUCUCCAUGGCGGAAGAUGACUGAAUGUAGCUUCCUUAGUUGUCAGGAGUGAGGCUCAUUAUUUUUAUAUACAUUUGGACUCGCACCUGUUCUUUUGACCUUACAUUUUUUGAGGGAGAGGGGUUGUUUCAGAAACACAUAAAGAAGAAUUAUGUUUGUUGUUCCUAUGAGUUUUGUUCACUGGGGCUCAUCACGUCCUGACAUUGCUGGGUCUCGACGCAGGAUGUCAUUUUUUUUUUUUUAAAACUUUGUUGCUGGGGAUGGUGUUUAAGCAACAUAUUCUUAUGCUUUGUCUCCUUCUUCUUGCCAUUGGACUUUGUUAUCUAUCUCGGCGACAGGGAUCUCACUGGAGACCCAGAAGAGAGAUUUUUUUUUCUUUUUAAAAUCAUUUUCCACAUGAAGUUUAACCAAUUUGGAGAAGAGUUGUGUCACAAGCA
Molecule: messenger RNA, 2783 nt
Organism: Peromyscus leucopus (white-footed mouse)
Lineage: Eukaryota; Metazoa; Chordata; Mammalia; Rodentia; Cricetidae
Gene: Tmem132b
Product: transmembrane protein 132B
Exons: 5
Coding region: 225-1988 (587 amino acids)
Source: RefSeq, a predicted model, not a curated record